This is a messenger RNA of Rubroshorea leprosula, 826 nucleotides long. The record is from the annotation of a GenBank genome assembly. Lineage: Eukaryota; Viridiplantae; Streptophyta; Magnoliopsida; Malvales; Dipterocarpaceae.
ACUUAUGGAAAAUGCGGGUGUUGAUUUGAGUGGUAUGGAGUCUCGAGACUUAUACAGUCACGAGCUUCUGAACGAGAGUUCACUGAACAAAAUGGGGUAUGUAUUCAAUGCAAGAACAAAUUCGUGGGAAAUGAAGCAGAGAAGGAGAAGAGGAGGACAAGAUAAUGAAGGUGAGGGGUUUGAUGAUGAAGAACAUGCCGAAGAAACUGAAGAAGCAGGUCCCUCACAAGCUGCUUCAUCUCGAGUUCCUCAGAGAUUAAGCACACAGAGAGGAAUGCAGCUCAUUCUCGAGAGACUUACACGGAUUGAAUCGAAGCUCGAUGAUAACAUUCAUGAGUGUCAGAUGGCAGCACCUAUAGGUCUUCGAGGGAGAAGAGGAGAUCCGUCUACUGCUGGCACAUCCUCCGAACAGCAACCACCUGAUCCCUUUUCACAUCCGGACGCAUAAAUCCGAAUGUUGCAGUUGUUGAUGCCUGUUAAAUUCUCGUUUUAGUGUAUAAACAUUGUUUGGAAGGUUUUAUUAAUGUUCUGACUUUUUAUAUAUUUGAAUAUGUACAUAUAAUGUUGACAGUAGAUGCAGUUUUAAUAGAAAUGAGCAUAUCAUAAUUGUGAUGAUUUUGUUUGGUUGAUUAUGUUCUUGAUGUGUUUCCAUUGAUAGCGAGCAAUUUGGUAGUUCAUAGUGUGCUUGAAUGGCAAUGUGUGGUUCUUCGGUUUUAAUGGAUCAUUUGUAUUUUAUACAAUUUGUGAUUGUAUAUAGAAGGAUUUUGAAGUUUAUUUGAUAGUAAUGUAUGUCUCAUACUCCAGUCAAUACAAAUUAUACCGUUGA